AGUUGGCCCGAAAACUAGCCCAAAAACUAGGUUGUCAAAAACAUAUAGUACCACAGUUUACCCACGCUCCCACUGUAACCCCUAAUAAAAACACAAACCCAAAACCCUAAAUCUGCCACCCAUCACCAAACCCACCUCACUUUCCCAGUUGCCACCAAUUUUCCCAGGGAAGAAAAAAAGAUUCUUUUUUCCAAGAAAAUACAAACCCAAUGGAGGAAAAUGAGGCCUUGCCCGACCACCUCCGAUGCAAGAGAACCGACGGGCGUCAAUGGCGUUGCAAACGGCGGGUAACGGAGGGCAAGAAGCUGUGCGAGGUUCAUCACAUCCAGGGGCGCCACCGCCAGAACAAGGAAAAAGUCCCCGAAUCGCUCAAGCUCAAGAGAGAGAGAAACAAGGGUAAGGAUCAAGACUUUGGCGGUGAUGAGAGAGAAGGAAUAAUUAGGGGUUUUAAGAGAGAGAGGAAGGAGGGGAAAUUGAGGCCGGGGGCGGCGAAGCGGAGGCGGAAGACUGUUGGGGUUUCGGAGGCGUUGGAUGGGGCUCUGAGGAAGAUGAGGUUGAGGAGAGGGGACUUGCAGUUGGAGCUGAUUAGGGUUUUCUUGAAAAGGCAGGUGGAGAAGAGGAAGGAGAGGGAGUUGGAAAAGAAUGGUGGGUGUGAGAGGGAGUUUACUAGAGAGUUGCCUUAUGGGUUGAUGGAGAUUUCGCCCGCAUUUUCGCCGGGUUUUUCUGAGCAGAUUAUGAACAAUGCCAGUCCUUCUUGUGAUGUCAAAUUGGGGAUUGACUUGAAUUCUUCCCCGCGGAGGUGCUUCCGAUCAAAAAACAUCGAGCCGAUUCCUAUUAGCACAAUGCAGAUCGUACCGUUUGCAAGCAAUGUCGCUAAGCUGAGGAAAGUGAAGAAGAAGAAAUGCCAUUGGUGCCGGAAGAGUGGCUUCCGGACUAUUGUUAAGUGCUUGAGCUGCAAGAAAGAACACUUUUGCACUGAUUGUAUCGACGCAAGGUUAUAUGUCAUUCAAGAAGUAAAAUUGGCAUGUCCGGUUUGUCUUGGAACUUGCAGCUGUAGAGCCUGCUUGACGAAUCAAUCUAAAGACGAUGAACAGAAGGAUCAGUGUAAGAAUGAAAAGAGGGUCAACAAAAUUCAGCAUUUGCAGUAUCUGAUAUAUAUGCUCUUGCCUGUGUUGGAGCAAAUAAAUCGAGAGCAAAACAUUGAGCUGGAGUUAGAAGCAAAACUCAAAGGGUGCACAAUAUCUCAAGUUCAGAUUCAGCAGGAUGAAUUUAGUUGCAAUAAGCUACGCUGCUGCAAUAACUGCCAAACAUCAGUGGUGGAUUUCCAUAGAAGCUGCAGAAAUUGUUCAUACAUACUUUGUUUAAGUUGUUCAGAGAUUUUCAGAGGGUCCUCAUCCAGAGUUAUGAAAGCAUUUAUCUCAAAAUGCUCUAAUAGAAGUAAACCUUGUAAAUCUGGUGACAAGUUACGGUCAAAGGCAAAAAAGAUAAGUUCCUCUAGGCAAGAGAGUGCCAGAAGAUUCCGUGCUUCUCCUACAACAUCACCCAAGUGGAAAGCUUGUAACGACAACGGCGGAAUAAUUUGCCCACCUCUUGCUUUUGGUGGUUGUGGUGAUGGCAUCCUUGAUUUAAGUUGUGUAUUGCCUUUCAGUUGGACCAAAGAGCUGGAAUUAAGUGCAAAAGAAUUAAUUUGCAGCUAUUGCUCCCCGGAAGCUCAAGAUGCUUCUUCGUGUUGCUCACUAUGUAAGGACAAUAAAGGCUGUAAAAGAAAGGUGUUGCAAGGUGGGGCUUUAAGAGAAGAUUUGGAUAAGUUUCUUUACUGCCCCUCUGCAAAGAAUCUUUGUGAUGAGAACCUUGGGCACUUUCAGAAGCACUGGGGUGAAGGUCAACCUGUUAUAGUUCGUAGAGUGGUCAAGAGUAGACCCGAUCUAAGUUGGGAUCCGGUUGUCAUGUUCUGCACUUACCUUGAGAAGUCUAGUAAUAGAUCACAAAAUGAUAAGGAAGCUGGUAAAGCUACAAAUUGCUUGGACUGGUGCGAGAUAGAAAUUUGUAGAAAGCAGCUCUUUAUGGGGUCUCUGGAGGGCAGGUCGCACGCAAAUAUGCGUUAUGAGCUGUUGAAAUUGAAAGUCUGGCUUUCUUCUUAUUUGCUUCAAGAACAGUUUCCAGAUCAUUAUGCUGAGAUCAUCCGUGCUCUACCACUUCAAGACUAUUUGAACCCGGUGUCUGGUCUUCUAAAUUUAGUAGCAAAUCUGCCAAAGGAUACGGCAAACCCAAGCCUGGGCCCUGGUUUAUAUAUCUCAUUUGGUUGUCCUGACGACUUAAUGCAGCCUGAUUUUUUGACAAAAUUAUCUUAUGACUCACAUGAUGUGGUUAACAUUCUGGUACAUACAACAGAUGUCCCAAUUUCAUCAGAGCAGUUGACUAAAAUAAAAAAUUUGAUGAAGUGUUGUCGCAGUCAAGACAACAAUACCGGGAGUAAUACAAGAGAGAAAACGGGAGGGGAAGAAAAAUCAUCAGUGCUUAGUGGAAACACUGAGGAGUCCAGUAUGCAUGAUAUUAUGGAAGAAGGGUUACGCUUACCUAAUGGAGCACAUAACACAAAUAUGUCUGAUGUCGAAGGACAUGAUUCUGAAUCUGAAUCCGAGGCCUCAAUACUUUGCUCUGGAAUCACCCAGAGCUCCGAAGACUCAGAUGAUCAGAAUUUCUUCCGAGAUCAAAGUAAGAGCUCUAAUUUUUGUGCAGAGCAACAAGGUGCUGAUUCUUGUGGGGCUCAAUGGGACAUUUUUCGCAGACAAGAUGUCCCCAAACUACUAGAAUAUCUUUCCAGACACUCUAAUGAGUUCAGCCAUACAUAUUCCUUUCCACAAAGUGUUAUUCAUCCAAUUCUUGACCAGAGGUUUUACCUCGAUGUAACUCACAAAACCAGGCUUAAGGAGGAAUUUAAUAUUGAACCAUGGACAUUCAAGCAAAACCUUGGAGAAGCUGUUAUGAUUCCCGCUGGAUGUCCGUAUCAAAUAAGAAAACUGAAGUCCUGCGUUAAUGUCAUUUUGGACUUCAUCUCACCCGAAAAUGCUACAGAGUGCAUCAACUUGAUUGACAAACUUCGUCUACUUCCUGUACAUCAUAAAGCCAGGAAAAAUAUGUUGGAGGUGAAGAAAAUGACCCUUGGUAGUUUAUCUGCAGCAGUCAAAGAAAUGAGUAAUCUCAAUGGUGCACUGUAAGUAGCCCUCUUGAACAAUGAAAUAUAACUUCAUUGAAGCCCAUGUGCCGGGCUACCCAUUUGUCACAUUCUUUAAUCCAAUUUAUAAUGUGAAUAGCCUAAUCUUUGGCAGUC
Rhododendron vialii is the source of this 3331-nucleotide messenger RNA. Its product is annotated as lysine-specific demethylase JMJ28. Gene Ontology annotation, biological process: regulation of transcription by RNA polymerase II. NCBI's taxonomy places the organism in Eukaryota, Viridiplantae, Streptophyta, Magnoliopsida, Ericales, Ericaceae. The record is from RefSeq and is a predicted model, not a curated record. Gene Ontology annotation, molecular function: histone H3K9 demethylase activity; chromatin DNA binding; transcription coregulator activity. Bases 210 to 3218 code for a protein of 1002 amino acids. Gene Ontology annotation, cellular component: histone deacetylase complex; chromatin. The transcript is spliced from 12 exons.